AUGUCCCUUUCAAACGCAAAAGCGGCCGAUGCGGCCGCGGCAGCGAAGCAGGCAUCGCACCAACUGGCGACGCUUCCGGCAUCGGCCCGCAACGACGCGCUCACGGCCGUGCACUCGGCCCUGUCCGCCGCAAAGGACGACAUACUGGCCGCCAACGCCCGGGACAUGGAACAGGCCCGCAAGGCGGCGGCCGACGGCUCCCUGAGCAGCAGCCUCGUGUCCCGGCUGGACCUGGCCAAGCCCGGAAAGUGGGACGACAUGCUCAAGGGCAUCCUCGACGUCCGCGACCUCGAGGACCCCGUCGGCCGCGUCACCCUCCGCACCAGGAUCGACCAGGGCCUCGAGCUGGAGCGCGUCACCUGCCCCAUCGGCGUGCUGCUCAUCAUCUUCGAGGCUCGCCCAGAGGUCAUCGCAAACAUCGCCGCCCUGGCCAUCAAGUCGGGCAACGCCGCCAUCCUCAAGGGCGGCAAGGAGUCGACCGAGUCCUUUGUGGCCAUCGCGAGCGUCAUAGCCUCGGCGCUAGAGGGGACCCAGGUGCCCAACGACGCCGUCCAGCUCGUCACUACGCGCGAUGCAGUGUCGGACCUGCUGAGCCAGGACCGCUUCGUCGACCUCGUCAUCCCCCGUGGCGGCAACGAGCUCGUCCGCCACGUCAAGAACAACACCCGCAUCCCCGUCCUCGGACACGCCGACGGCCUCUGCUCCGUAUACAUUGCAGACGAUGCGGAACCGGCCCUGUCGGUCGACGUCGUGGUCGACAGCAAGACCAACUACCCCGCCGCCUGCAACAGCGCAGAAACCCUCCUCGUCUCCCGCGGCGCCCUCUCCAGCGUCUUCCCCGCCGUGGCAUCCGCCCUGGCCGCAAAGGGCGUGACCCUCCACUGCGACCCGGACUCCCUGGCAGCCGUGCAAGGCACACUAGGUACUGCCGCAAAGCCCGCCACCGCCGAGGAUUUCGAGACCGAGUUCCUUUCCCUGGACGUGGCGGUCAAGACGGUCGACGGGCUGGACGCCGCCAUUGCGCACAUCAACAGCCACGGUAGUCACCACACCGACGCCAUCCUGACGGCCAGCAAGGAGGAUGCCGAACGGUUCAUGGCCGCCGUCGACUCGGCCGGAGUAUACUGGAACGCGUCCACCCGCUUCGCCGACGGCAUGCGCUACGGCUUCGGCACCGAGGUCGGCAUCAGCACCAACAAGAUCCACUCGAGGGGUCCUGUCGGGCUCGAUGGGCUCAUGAUUUACAAGUACAAGAUGCGAGGCACAGGACAGGUCGCCGGGGCAUACGGCGAGGGGGAUGGCAAGCGUCAGUUUGUCCAUGAAUCGCUACCAUUGUAA
This is a messenger RNA of Pyricularia grisea, 1338 nucleotides long. RefSeq lists its product as uncharacterized. The transcript has a single exon. The record is from RefSeq and is a predicted model, not a curated record. Gene Ontology annotation, molecular function: glutamate-5-semialdehyde dehydrogenase (NADP+) activity; NADP binding. The coding region runs from base 1 to 1338 and encodes 445 amino acids. NCBI's taxonomy places the organism in Eukaryota, Fungi, Ascomycota, Sordariomycetes, Magnaporthales, Pyriculariaceae.